This is a messenger RNA of Nothoprocta perdicaria, 1477 nucleotides long. It is a transcript of the gene MRPL39, whose product is annotated as mitochondrial ribosomal protein L39. Gene Ontology annotation, molecular function: nucleotide binding; RNA binding. The transcript has 10 exons. The record is from RefSeq and is a predicted model, not a curated record. Lineage: Eukaryota; Metazoa; Chordata; Aves; Tinamiformes; Tinamidae. The coding region runs from base 1 to 1161 and encodes 386 amino acids. Gene Ontology annotation, cellular component: mitochondrion.
AUGGUUGCUAUAUCUUUGUCCUUUGGGGGUCCAGCUGAGGACUACCAUCCUCAAAACUAUGAGCGCUGCCGUGUCACGUUUUCCCCUCUCUACCCAAGCAGCUGUUUCUUAUCCCACGAAGAGGCUUUGGGCGCUCUCUCUUGCUUGUUUCCAAACCCUGUCUUUCACCUAGGGUUCGUCUCCACACCCUCUGCUUCUCGUCUCACCUCGGAUGAAGUUAUUCAGAUGCGUAAUGACCUCUUCACCAAAGAGAAGGAGCGGCAGCUCGCGCUGCACCCGCGAAUUGAGAAAAUCGAAGUUAAAUAUGUCGGAAAAUCUCACCCGGGCAGCGUUUUUGUGAUGAACAAAGCCUUGUCUACUCCAUACAACUGUGCCAUGCACUUAAGUGAAUGGCAUUGUAAGAAAUCAGUACUAGCUCUUGUGGAUGGCGAAGUCUGGGAUAUGUAUAGACCCUUGACCAAAUCAUGUGAAAUUCAGUUCCUUACUUUCAAAGAUGAAAAUCCCGAGGAAGUAAACAAAGCCUACUGGCGUUCCUGUGCCAUGAUCAUGGCGUCCGUGCUGAAGAGAGCUUUCAAAGACGAGUACUCCGUGAAUCUGAUUAAAAGUCUAGAAGUACCAGUGAUCUCUGGAGCUUUCUGCUAUGAUGUAACUUUAGACAGUAGACUCAAUGACUGGAAACCAACAAAGGACAACUUCCGUUCUCUUACAAGGGAUGCCAAUAAGCUAAUUCAUCAGGACCUGCCAUUUGAAGCACUGCAUGUGGAAGCAAAGGUAGCAUGUGAGAUGUUCCAGCAUAACACAUACAAAAUAGAGAUGAUAAAAGAGAAAGCUUCGCAGAACACUGAAGGAAUUGUAACAUUACAUAGGUUUGGAGAUUUCGUAGAUGUCAGUGAAGGCCCUCACAUUCCGAGGACAAGUUUCUGUUACCAGUAUGAGAUAACAGCAGCCCAUAAUCUUCAGACUAAGCAACCUGAGUUGAUAAGGAGGUUCCAGGGUGUAUCCCUGCCAGUCCAUUUAAAGGCUCACCAUACCGUGUGGCACAGAUUGCUGGAAAGGUCUAAGAGACUGGUCACUGAAGAAAAAUGCUUGGAAGCAGAAGAAGGCAGAAGUGAUGGCAGUGCAAAAGAUGCAAAUGAAGAAGAAAAAACUGUCUCACUCUAAAUUAUCUUUAACCUGUAAAUGUACAUAAUUUUUUUUUUUUUUUUACAUGACUUGUGUUGGUAAUUCAGCUGACUUGUGUGGAGUUAAAUUAAAGAUAGGUACAAAAGCAAUAUCACACAUUUCAGUCUGUGUUUGAAUUUUUGGCCACCAUUAAAAAAGCUUUUUUUCCUCAAGUGAGUAAUGAAUGCUUUAUUUGUGGUUACUCACCUUGUAACUACCCGAGUCUUCAUCUUAACAGUAGUUGGUGUGUUUGUUGCACUCUGUGAUUGGUGAUUUGGCCUAUGAACUAGAACUGAACUGGCAGCUGGUAGUGCCA